CCUCCUCCCCACAAUCCCUCUCUCCUCCCUCCCACGCACCCACGCCUCCUGCCCUUCACCCUUAGAGCGUGAGAGGAGGGAGAUGAGAAGCUGCAAUCUUUUCCGGUUUCGAUUGUGCAGCGACGGAUCGUUAUUUUUGCUUUCUCCCCACACUCACGUUGUCUUUUUUUGCCUUCUCUGUGGUGCUCCAUGCCUCUGGACUGACUGCUUCUCAAUGCCUAUGCUGCAGCUCAGAUGGGAGACGUAAGUGUAGUCUGGCACUUGAACAAGCACAGUAGGUCUCUCUGGCGGGCCAUCCCAGGCACGGGAUGCUGAACGGGAGCCGUGAGGGUUUGUUUGAACUGGGCAGGCAGCUUCAGCAAAAAGGAGACUCCCAAGCUGCUCUGCAUUGCUUCCUGAGCUCAUUGCUGGGGCUGACACAUGUGCAGAGCUUCCAAUCACUACCCAACUGCCUGCAUCAGAUUGCUGAACUGUACAUUGAUGUGAAGAAUUAUGGGAAAGCUCUGCAGUUCAUUCAGGCGGAGAAGAUGUUCUACGAAGUGGCAUUGAUCGAGCUCACCUCGCUGCAGGGAAGCACAGGGUCUCAGGAAGACAGGUCUCUGGGAACGUCAGGAUGUUUGUCCCAGGAGGAGUUAUCAGAACAGACUUCACAGGCCCAGGAUCUUGAGCGGCUGGCCCAGCUCUGCAUCAUGAGCAAAAGACCCCAUCUUGCAUUGGAGUACAGUGGCAAGGCCACAAAAAUCAACCAGCGGGCUUUUGGUAAUGAUCACCCCAUCACAGCCCGGAGUCUGGAGCUGCUUGCCACCGUAUAUGCUGAGAUCGGCAAAACAGAAUAUACUAAUUCAUUAGGUGAGUGUGUGUCGACUCUUUCGAAGAGGUUCUCUGCCACUGAAUCAUUUAGCGACGCUCUAAGUGGCAUUUCUCAAAGCCAUAAGGACAAACACUCCGAGCUGCGGCACAGAAAAGAAACAUACACACAACAUGAAACUCCUACAAACAAGAUCACAAGUGAAAAGCUGCCCACCUCUAUCCUGAAAAGGUCCAGUGUGAGCAAUGUAGAGUCAGCAUCACUGCGCAGGCGAAAAACUGAGAGGCGAGUUCGCUUCAAAGAGCCGGAGAUAACAGUUCACGUGUAUGACACGCCUCAGAACAAUUUGCAUCUGGCCCUGCUGACCUGCCUUUUCCUACUGCUGUCUGUGCUCGGUCUCGUUCUGUACUGCACAGACCGCCGAAGACCUCAGCGUUCCUGCGAGGAGCUGCAGACGGCGCUGGCUGUGUACCUGCUGCAAUUUAAGCAGAUAGUCUGGGCCUGCUGGAUAUGGCUGACCAUGCAAUAACUAUAACAAACCACAGGGGGCUGUCUGUGGCUAAGAGGAAACAUAAAAGGUGAGGAUGACAGAGAAAUGGAACAGAGAUUUUAAAAAAAGAUUUUUAUUACUAAGAAACAGCUUUAUUUUUAAUGUUAUAUUUAGACUGGGCACCAGUCAAUAUCUAUGUGGAUGUUUAACAUCCGAUUCUGUUGUUUUUAGUUGUUUAAAGGCCAUGAGCUUUUCAGCACCAUUAACCUGGUGUGCAUUUUUUGCCCUUUAUGGUGGCAUAGCUAAUGUCACAUCCUCAUUAUACCAAAAUAUAUAUAAAUGACCUCUGUAUGUAGUGCUUUAUCAUUGUAGCAAAUAUAGGCUGUUGGAAUGCAUUUCUUUGUCUCCAUCCAAAAAUACCUUUGCAGGAAUAUUAACGAAAACUUUAAUCACUUUCAGAAUUUGUAUAGAACCAUAAAAAUAGAGUACGAAUGAUUUCUGUCCACCAGAAUUGGAGCCCGAUACAUUGGUAGAAUAUCAUUGAAAGUUAAAUCAUCCUUAAAUAAUUCAGUGUAAAUGAAUGCAAGCCAUUAUUUUUUGUAUAUAAAGUGGAUGAUUUCAAUGGCACACUUUCUGUGUAUCAAACAGAAUAAGUGUAAGAAAGUAUGCAGGAAUAUGACAUGUGUUUGUACUGAUAUAAACAGCUCCCCCUAAAAAAGGGCUUUCUUGGGUUCCUUACAGACGCACUGAUGUAAGAUCCAAGUAAUGAUUUCAGGAACAAGUUAUAAAUUAUUUACUCGACAAGAAAAUUAUUUCCACACUAGCUUUAAAAUCAUUGUUUUAGAGCUACUAUAGCAUAAAAAAACGUUUAUGAGGAAAUUCAGUUAGGGAGGGAAUAAAAUGCUUAAGGCAGUGGUUCUCAAACUUUUCAACAUGCGCCCCCACCCCUUCUGUAGGAUGUAUCCAUUCACUCCCACCCUACAAAGAAAAUUCAUGACCUUAAACAAUUUAAACUUAGAAUUUGAAUUAAACAAAACAUAUUAAGUUAUAAAAUGUACUGCUGAUGGUUAGUAGCCUUAUUUUCUGAGGUAUAAUUAUGAGGAAUUAAUGUAUUUUAAACUUUAUAAAAUAUUUCAUAAAAAUUUCCUUUCCACUCCCAGUUUGAGAACCACUGGCACGUGUUUUAUUCAAGACCACACGUUUGGAUAUGUGCCCACAUUUGUUUACCCAAAUAUUUUGAUACACCUGUGAGGUGUUUUUGUUAUAUCAGCACUUUAUUAGACCCUAAAAUCACUCUACAGAAUGUGCACACUGUACACUUUUUUGUUUGUUUGUUUUUUAUAAUAUUUUGUUUAUUCUACUAUUUUGCAUUUAAUGCAUUUGCUGUAUAUACUGAUGUUGAAUGUCUCAGUGGAAUGCAAGACAAUAAUAUUUAUUUUACUAAUUAUAAGAUAUAGUAUUAGAGUACAAAUAUGCAUUUAAUGCACUUAUCAAACAUGUACUGUACAGAAUAUACAGAAGGACACUAAACAUUGUUAAUGAAUAUAUUUAAAUGUAUACUGUAUGUGAAAAGAGAGGAACUGGCACAAUGACUACACCUUUAACAUGUAUCUACACGAGUUUAAAUUAAGGGCAAAGCUGUUACUUUAAGCACAAAUGUUUCCAUCUUCUAAAGCAUCUCUGUAAGAGAUAGAAACUGUUUAAAGGAUGAGUUGGCCAUAUUUUGUGUCAUGCACUGCCAGAUUAACUGGCAAAAGAAUGAAUGCCAUUUAAAAUUGUUGACUGCUUUGUUACGCUCGCAAUAUUUGUUUCAAUUUUAGCAUUGUUGCAGAAAUCCAAUGAUGCAUUAUUUUGGUUUACUGUUUUUAUACAAAUUUUCUUUUCUAUAUUUAUUUGUACUACUCUUUCACACGUUUUAACUUUUAAUCUUCCUUUAUAUCUGCAGUUGUUGUCUCUAUUUUUCUAGUCUUUGUGCGAGCAUUUUCUAUGAAACUACAUCCAUACUCUAUGUCAAUCACAGAACUAUUGGUUACAUAUUCAUUCAUUCAUUCUAUACAAUAGUUGCAUGUAUUUAAACAGACUUAGAAUAACAAGAAAGGCUUUGAUUCUUAUCAAAUUAAAGUUUUCAAUGAUUUUUCAGAAUCACUAAACUGUGUCACAGCUCUUAAAUCUUUAUUGUGUUUGUCAUACAACUCAUAAAUAGCAUUUAAAAGGGAAGUGAUAAAGAGGAACUAUACCUUUGUUUCAGUGACUGACAUGACAGGGGUCUUGAAUGUUAACACAUACUGGUGUGAUGCUCACAUUCAUAUAAAAAUAGAAAAUUCAGCCAGUAGUAUAUUCUCAUUCUGGUAGACUCUAUAAGAAGGCAUUCAAAAACAUAAUUUUAAACAUUAAUCUUUGGAUAAGUGCACACUUUGAGUACAUUAACAAACCUGCUGUGACUUACAUUAAAUCACUGUGAGAUACUUGAGGAUUAAAAUCAGUAAAAUCGGUACAUGUUCGCAAAUGUCUUGUUAUACGGUCACCAUUUAACUGUUUUAAUUUUGUUGACUAUAUCUCGUUAACUGCUUCAGGGGAAUUCGGAUAAAAUACAGAAAUCAAUUAAAUAUUUUGUAUUAUUGUAAUAUGUUUUAUAUUAUAUUGUAAUAAUAUAAAAUCUCAAUGGUUUUAUUUGAAAUCUUCAAAGCAAUAAAAGCAACGCAAGAAGAAAACAUGUUACACUUUUUUGUUCAGCAAUGCAUAUUUCUAGGCAUUUAUUAAAUUCAUGAUCAAUAAAACACCAUUUUCUAUCA
Molecule: messenger RNA, 4090 nt
Organism: Misgurnus anguillicaudatus (oriental weatherfish)
Lineage: Eukaryota; Metazoa; Chordata; Actinopteri; Cypriniformes; Cobitidae
Biological process (GO): positive regulation of Golgi to plasma membrane protein transport
Cellular component (GO): plasma membrane; trans-Golgi network; transport vesicle
Molecular function (GO): connexin binding
Source: RefSeq, a predicted model, not a curated record